AAGAAAACAUUUCCGACAAUUUCAUAGUACACUUUGUUUUCAAUUUUCUUCUCACAGUUCAUUCGGUUACUCCAAAUUCUAUAGUCUAUACAACCAAAACCACCAUGGCGGGAAUGGCGACCUUCAAUCUCUCUUCUGCUUCGUCUUCCAUCUACAGCCGUCCAUCACUACCAUCAUCAAAACCUUCAUCACUUUUGUUCUCAUCAAGGCCGUCCAUUCUCCCAAUGCAGCGAACUCCGUUCCGUUCCAGAAUACUUCCAAAGAUUUAUGCAUUUUCUAGUAACGAUAUCAAAGUGGGUUCCAACAUUGAAGUCGAUGGCGCUCCUUGGAGAGUUUUGGAGUUUCUUCAUGUGAAACCUGGAAAAGGUGCAGCAUUUGUGAGGACCAAGAUGCGUAAUUAUAUAACAGGAAACACAGUUGAGAAGACUUUUAGAGCUGGAGUUACGAUUGAUGAGGCAGAUAUAUUCAAGGAAACAAAGCAGUUUACAUAUAAAGAUGGCUCUCAAUUUGUCUUUAUGGAUCUGAGUACGUAUGAAGAAAUCCGCCUCAAUGCUGCUGAUGUUGGGGAUAAGACAAAAUUUCUGAAAGAGGGAAUGGACUGCACUGUUCUUUUUUGGAAUGGAAAAAUUAUUGAUUUUGACCUGCCCAUCACAGUGAAGUUGAAAGUGGUUGAUGUAGAUCCUGGACUUAAAGGUGACACUGCUCAAGGUGGAACAAAGCCAGCAACUGUUGACACUGGUGCUGUGGUUAAUGUUCCAUUGUUUGUAAAUAUAGGCGAUGAAAUAUUGGUGGAUUCAAGAACAGGGCAAUACAUGAGCCGUGCAUAAGUAUUAUCCGAGAGUCUUGUGCCUUCAUUUGGGGCAAGAAAUGUACAUCGAGCUUUAGCGUAGCAAAUGGUUGCAAAUGUUAAAUUGUACUCUCAAUUCAAUUGUUGACUCGUUUGAGAAUUUUUAUAGGUUGUAAUUUCUUUUUGUAUGAAAAGAGAGAAAAAUUAUUAGCCAUUCAAACGGAUUAGUACAUCUAAAUAGCGAAGUUAAUAAUGGGAAUAAUUCGUAACACA
Messenger RNA from Quercus lobata, 1060 nucleotides. RefSeq names its product elongation factor P (EF-P) family protein. Gene Ontology annotation, biological process: translational elongation; peptide biosynthetic process. The transcript has 7 exons. The record is from RefSeq and is a predicted model, not a curated record. Gene Ontology annotation, cellular component: cytoplasm. Bases 105 to 827 code for a protein of 240 amino acids. NCBI's taxonomy places the organism in Eukaryota, Viridiplantae, Streptophyta, Magnoliopsida, Fagales, Fagaceae. Gene Ontology annotation, molecular function: translation elongation factor activity.